CUGAAUAAUUUCGAGAGUUUGCAACGCGCGUAGAGCGAGAGGCGAAUGCGGAGACGUUGGACCAAUUCUACAGGAACGUGUUAAGAUAAACCGUUCCCACGAAUAAGUUUGCCUCCUUUUGUUUAUUCCUCUGAAACUAAAGAUACGAGAUCUGCUCCGUCUCUCCAUCUUCCUUCAGGUGAACGCAUCGUCGACCCUUUCGGUUUUCGGUUCGCUUUUCUGAGAAGUUCCUUUGAAGCAAAUCCUUGGAUCUCUGCUUAUUAGAGAGCACAAGGCUAUUCUCUUACUGCUAGAAGAUAAGAUGUCACUGACAGAGAUAGAUAAGAACGAGGUCGACAUUGUCAUAGGGGCACUUCAUUCCGACCUCACAUCGUUCAUGAACAGCUGGAAACCAUUAUUUUCCGGAUUCCAUCUUAUUAUUGUCAAAGAUCCUGAUCUCAAGGAGGAGCUCAAGAUACCAGAAGGCUUCGACAUUAAUGUCUACACAAAGUCUGACAUGGACAAAGUUGUGGGUUCAUCCAAUUCCAACAUGUUCUCGGGUUAUUCCUGUAGAUAUUUUGGAUAUCUUAUAUCUAAAAAGAAGUACAUUAUCUCGGUAGAUGAUGAUUGUGUCCCGGCAAAGGAUCCCAAGGGCUUCCUGGUGGAUGCUGUUAGUCAGCACAUAAACAACCUCACUUCACCAGCCACGCCUCUUUUCUUCAAUACCCUUUAUGACCCGUAUAGCGAGGGAGCAGAUUUUGUACGUGGAUACCCGUUCAGCCUCAGAAGCGGUGUCCCUUGUGCCGUUUCGUGUGGGCUCUGGCUGAAUCUGGCUGAUCUCGAUGCCCCGACACAAGCCCUCAAGACAGAACUGAGGAACUCCACUUAUGUUGAUGCUGUAAUGACAGUUCCGGCCAAGGCCAUGAUGCCCAUAAGUGGAAUCAACAUUGCUUUCAACCGCGAGCUGGUGGGUCCGGCUUUGGUGCCAUCUCUCAGAUUGGCUGGCGAAGGGAAAGUGCGAUGGGAAACGAUGGAAGACGUAUGGUGCGGGAUGUGCAUCAAAGUCGUAUGCGAUCAUUUAGGAUAUGGCGUGAAGACUGGACUGCCUUACGUGUGGAGAAACGAGAGAGGAGAUGCGGUGAAUAGCUUGAGGAAAGAGUGGGAAGGGAUGAAGCUGAUGGAGAAAAGCGUUUCCUUUUUCGAGUUCUUGAGAUUGCCCGAAACAGCACUCACAGUUCAAGAUUGUGUUCUUGAGCUUGCCAAAGCCUUGAAAGACCAGUUGGGUUCAUCGGAUCCUGUCUUUGCACAGGCGGCUGAUGCCAUGGCUAAGUGGAUCAAGCUCUGGACUGAGGCUAACCCGAGCAUAUAACUAACAAAUCAUCACGAGGUUAGACCCGUUUUCUCGUCCCUCCUUUAAAUAACGAUCAGCAACUUUCGGAUAUUGCUAAAGUCAUAUGCUUUCAAAGUUCUGAUAUCGAAUUUGGUUUAAUAACGUACCUUUGUCUUGUCAGACUUAUGUGAUGAACAUCUUAUCCUGUUUUCAGUGGAUGGAUUCUCAGGUUCAUGUUAUA
Messenger RNA from Tarenaya hassleriana, 1550 nucleotides. RefSeq names its product probable UDP-arabinopyranose mutase 5. Gene Ontology annotation, biological process: plant-type cell wall biogenesis; UDP-L-arabinose metabolic process. Gene Ontology annotation, cellular component: cytosol; Golgi apparatus. The record is from RefSeq and is a predicted model, not a curated record. Gene Ontology annotation, molecular function: UDP-arabinopyranose mutase activity. Lineage: Eukaryota; Viridiplantae; Streptophyta; Magnoliopsida; Brassicales; Cleomaceae. The transcript has 3 exons. The coding region runs from base 302 to 1348 and encodes 348 amino acids.